Triticum aestivum (bread wheat) is the source of this 1199-nucleotide messenger RNA. RefSeq names its product protein DOG1-like 3. Gene Ontology annotation, molecular function: sequence-specific DNA binding. Bases 104 to 991 code for a protein of 295 amino acids. Gene Ontology annotation, biological process: DNA-templated transcription. The transcript has a single exon. Lineage: Eukaryota; Viridiplantae; Streptophyta; Magnoliopsida; Poales; Poaceae. The record is from RefSeq and is a predicted model, not a curated record.
AGCAGGGCGUGUACAUAGGAGGAGUCACACUGGCGUAGGCUAGCCUUGCUUACUCACAAGUCAGUCCCGUCACUCCCUGUCGCGCGCGAGAGACCAGAUCGCCAUGGACAUGGCACGCUACGUUGCGUUCCACCAGCAGUGGAUCGCGGGCCAGCAGGCGGGCCUCGGUGAGCUCGCGGAGGCGGCAGCCAAUGCCGCCGCCGGGCGCGCCACGGACGCGGAGCUGAAGACCGUGGUGGAGAGGUGCAUGCGCGGGUACCAGGAGUACGCCGCCAGCCGGCGUGCCAUGGCGCGCGAGAACGGCGCGGCCUUCGUCGCCCCGCCGUGGUGCACGGCGUUUGAGAACUCCGUGCUCUGGCUCGGGGGCUGCCGGCCGUCGCUGGCCAUCCGGCUUCUCUACUCCAUCUCCGGCGAAGGCUUGGAGGAGGACAUCGAGGAGUUCGUCAGCGGCCGCGGCCGCGGCCUCGCAGAGGAGAUGGGCCUCAUCGGGAUCACGGCCACGCAGCUGCAGCAGAUCAACGACCUCCACCGCUGCACGCUGCGCGACGAGGGUUACCUGACGGAGCGCCUCGCGAGUCUGCAGGAGAACAUCGCCGACCGGCCGCUGCUUCCGAUCGUCCGGGAGCACGCCGUGGCGGCGACAGCAUUAGUCGGCCAGGACCGGAGCGUUAAGCGCGACGACAUUCCCGGACGGCUUGCGGCAGCAGAAUCGUCAGGAGGACUCGCCGCCGAGGUGGACGCAGCGAUGGAGAGCUACUCGGCCGGGCUGGCCAGGCUCCUGGAGGAGGCGGACGAGCUGCGCAUGUCGACGGCCAGGGCGCUGGCCACGGAGAUCCUGACGCCGCGGCAGGCGGUGGAGAUGCUGAUGGCGGCCAAGCAGCUGCACCUGGCGGUGCGCGACUGGAGCCGCCGGAAGGAGGAGGGCGCCCAGAACGCGCGUCUGCCGCGCGCAGCCGCAGCGACGACCGCCCCCUCCGGCUCAAACCCAUGACAGGCUCGCCAUUCCUCAACUAGCUUGCUUUGCCGCUCCAACUUAAGUGUACACAGUCUGAAUAAUCAGUCUAUUCUGGCUUCCUAGAUAUUAUUAGUAUCGUUGUUUCUCUGCCAUUAUAUAACCUGCCUGCACAAACUGCAUGCUUGUGUUCUAAGUUGAAGUUGCUCCUACUCCUGUCCAAUAUAUACAUAUAUCCGUAACUAGU